AUGGACUCAUUGAAGUACUUGUUCGAAAAGCCAGCACUAACGCGGAGGAUCGCAAAAUGGAAAUUACUUCUUUCUGAGUUUGACAUCACUUAUGUCACCCAGAAGGUAAUCAAGGGGCAAGCAGUGGUCGAUCAUCUAAUAGCGCACUCUCUGCCCGACUAUCAACCAUUGAAGACCUUCUUCCCUGACGAGGACGUCCUCCUGAUCGAGGAAGAAGAAAGGAAGGUUGGAGAGUGGACGCUCUUCUUUGAUGGAGCCACAAAUUCGAAGGGAAGUGGAGUAGGAGCCAUACUCUACUCUCCCGAUGACGUGUCAAUCCCAUAUCCAGGAGGCUGGCAUUCUAAGGCACUAACAACGUGGCUGAAUAUGAAGCAUGCAUCGCAGAUAAAUGGCGAUUGGAAGACGAAAGAUGAAAAGCUGAUCCCAUAUCAUGCCUACCGGGAAAUUUUAAUUGAGGAAUUCGACGAAAUCACAUUCUCCUACAUGCCCCAAGUUAAGAAUCAAUUUGCAGACGCUCUGGCUACUCUUGCCUCAAUGAUGGAGAUCCCAAAAGCAGUUGCGGAAUGGGAACUCACCGUCGAACUCCAGGAGGAACCCGCGUUCUACCUAGAGAUCAACAAAGCAGAACGUCCCUCAAAUGAUCGGCUAUGGUACACAGAUAUUAAAGAAUAUCUCGAACAUCAGAAGUAUCCGAAAGGAGCAACACUGACCGAUCGUCACACUAUCCAACGGUUAGCGGCACAAUUCGUGAUCACUGGGGGAAUCCUCUACAAGUGA
Molecule: messenger RNA, 777 nt
Organism: Magnolia sinica
Lineage: Eukaryota; Viridiplantae; Streptophyta; Magnoliopsida; Magnoliales; Magnoliaceae
Exons: 2
Coding region: 1-777 (258 amino acids)
Molecular function (GO): nucleic acid binding
Source: RefSeq, a predicted model, not a curated record